Zonotrichia leucophrys gambelii is the source of this 2330-nucleotide messenger RNA. RefSeq names its product fragile histidine triad diadenosine triphosphatase (gene FHIT). NCBI's taxonomy places the organism in Eukaryota, Metazoa, Chordata, Aves, Passeriformes, Passerellidae. Gene Ontology annotation, biological process: diadenosine triphosphate catabolic process; purine nucleotide metabolic process; intrinsic apoptotic signaling pathway by p53 class mediator. Gene Ontology annotation, cellular component: plasma membrane; nucleus; cytoplasm. Gene Ontology annotation, molecular function: bis(5'-adenosyl)-triphosphatase activity; ubiquitin protein ligase binding. Bases 370 to 816 code for a protein of 148 amino acids. The transcript is spliced from 8 exons. The record is from RefSeq and is a predicted model, not a curated record.
UGUCAAUUUCACCCCUUGUCCCUGUCCCGGUCCCCGCUGCCGAUCGCUCCAGCGGCAGGAGCGGGCUGCGGGCGCUGCCGGGGAGCCCGAGGGCAGCGCUGCCCGCUCCGUGAGGCGGUGCCGCUCCCGUGCCCUCAGCGCCCGCCGCCCCCUCACGGCCCCACCAUGCUCCCGUCCCUCGCCACCGGAUAUUGAGAUACCCUCGUGGGGACGUUUCGCGCUAAUUAAAAUUGUUUUAUUUGUCCCUCGUGGCGAUGCUGCGGCCCCUCGAUCUGCAUGCAGAGAUUGAAGCUAAAGCUGACAGGACAACUUCUUUAGCCACCUGGCUUCACUAUCAGAAAAAAAGGACCCUGAAGAUCAGCCCUGACCAUGCUGAGAUUUGGGCAGCACCUGAUCAAGCCCUCGGUGGUGUUCCUGAGGACAGAGCUGAGCUUUGCUCUGGUGAACCGCAGGCCGGUGCUGCCAGGACAUGUCCUUGUGUGUCCCCUGCGGCCGGUGGAGCGUUUCCGUGACCUGCGUCCCGAGGAAGUGGCUGAUUUGUUCCGAACAGCGCAAAGGGUCGGCAACGUGGUGGAGAAACACUUCUGUGGCACCUCUCUCACCUUCUCCAUCCAGGAUGGCCCUGAAGCUGGACAAACAGUGAAGCAUGUUCAUGUCCAUGUGCUGCCAAGGAGGGCUGGAGACUUCAGCAGGAACGAUGAUGUCUACGAGGAGCUGCAGCACCACGACAAAGAUGAUUCCCCUGACAAGUGGAGGACAGAAGAAGAAAUGGCAGCUGAAGCAGAAAUUCUGAAGAAGUAUUUUCAGGAAAAUUAAAGGUAACAAAGUGCUUGGAACACAUCCCACGACACCAGAAAGUCCCCAGAAAGAACAACCUCAUUCUCCAGUUCUCAGUGGCCCUGGAGCUGCAGCUUGACAAUUUUAUUAUGUUCUACAAAUAUGGGAUUCUUCCAUGAAAAAUUUUAUUGGACCUUUGGAUAUCAUCAAGGUUGAAUUCCAGCUAAGACAACUAAACAGCACUGGUUCAAAAUAUUGCUCUGAAUUGUAACUCAUAUUUUUCUGAAUUGUGUACUUGGGAAUGAAUCUUUUUAAAUUGUCCCUUGGCCUAAAUAGAAAUAAAGUGCCAGGAAAAUCAGGUAGCUACUGUGUUUAGGUACAUUAUAAAGUGUUUACUCUGUGUUGUGCUCUUUGAUUCAGUUACUGUAUGUAGGCUAUUCUAUCAUAGAAAAAUUAGAUCUUUUAGCAGUGUGGCAAUUCAUACAAACCCAGACUUUGUUACAGACUAGCCAAGAUAAACUUGGAAAGCAGGUGAGUUCUAUACCAAGAAAUAUUAAGCUUCCUGAGAUCUUUUUUUCUCUGUUCUUUUAAUGAAUUAUGAAAAGGCCUCUGGAGUUUUAAGGGAUACAAAACGCUUCUGUAAAACAAUUAAUAUGGGAAGUUGCUCAUGGGAUAGUAAUCACAUUAGGAUUAGGCUGGCAGGAACGGCUGCUCCCAGUCACAACCAACACAUGGAGCAAUCCCUGGGCAAGAAAUGCUGUGCUCAGAACCCUGCACAGGAAGAAACCCUCUGUGGGUUAGUUGUUGAUUGCAGGAAAAGAAGUCAAACAACAGAUGGAAGAGAGAAGAAAUGAGUCUGUAAGAUGUGCAUGAAAAGAGAACCCAUAAUCCUCCUCUGGAACAGCAGGGAAGCAAACAGCCAAAGCUUUCUGUGUCCCACAAAUGAUGAAAACAAAAUGCCCCCAAGUCUUUCAAUAAGAGUCAUGCUGAGGGAGGCCAAGGGUGCAGAGCCUGCCUGAGGGCUUGAGGAGGUCGAGCAGGUCCCAACCAGAGCCUGGUGGAGCUUUGCCUGCCUGGCAGCACAGUGUGAUCAUGUUCAGAACAAAUUCAGCUGCUCCACGAUGGUCUGUCCUGGAGGGUUACAGCCUGACCUGAGCACUAUGACAAUGCACAAUGGAUGAAUUCUCAUCAUUUUCACCAAGUCUCUCUCUGCUCUCUACUGCAGAGCCAUGCAGUCCAUUGGCUUGAAGUCUUUAUGCUUGUCAAAUUUAAAUAGAAAUACUACAGCAAAAUCACUGAUGUUUGAUUCCAGUUUUUACUGUCAUGCUAUUUAAAUAUUGCCCCUGAAAACCACUUUGAUUCAAAGACUUACCAUGACCCAGUGUGGCACCAGUAUCUUCCAUUAGCCCUUUUAAAAACUGUACAGAUUGUAACACUAUUUCUUUUUCUGUGCAGAAAAAAUGAAAAGUCCAUUUUGAUGGAGUCUGCACUUUUUAGACCCUGAGCAAGGGCUGAAUAAACAGGAAAUGAAGGUCAGGGAGCAAGAAGCAACA